Molecule: messenger RNA, 954 nt
Organism: Chlorella variabilis
Lineage: Eukaryota; Viridiplantae; Chlorophyta; Trebouxiophyceae; Chlorellales; Chlorellaceae
Exons: 5
Coding region: 1-954 (317 amino acids)
Biological process (GO): protein dephosphorylation
Molecular function (GO): cation binding; protein serine/threonine phosphatase activity
Source: RefSeq, a predicted model, not a curated record
AUGGGCAGCCUGCAGGCGGCGUACAGCGAGGACAAAGGCAGCCGGUUGACGAUGGAAGACGUGGCUGUGAUCAGCCACAAGGCCGGCACCUCCACCACAGCGGGCUGCCGCCUGUCCUUCUUCGCCAUCUUCGACGGCCACGGCGGCGCCAGCGUGGCGCGCUACGCCGCUGACCACCUGCACGGCUGCAUCAUGGCGGCUGGGCUGCAGCAGGAGGCGGAGCGGCUGGCUGCAGCAGCCGCCGCCGCCGCCACGGCGCCUGCGGCUGCCGCGCCCGCAGCAGCAGCCGGCGACAGCCCAGGCGCAGCGCAGCCGGCGGCGCAGAUCAAGCAGUGCAGGGCGGCGCUGGCCGAGGGCUUUCGGGAGCUGGACCGGCGUGUGCUGGAGCAGUGUGCGGCAGCGGGGUGGCAGGACGGGUGCACCGCUGUGGUGGCAUACGUCGUGGGAGACGCGGUGCUGGUCGCUAACGUGGGGGACGCGCGAUGCGUGCUGGCGCGGCAGCCGCAGGCGGCGGCGGCGGCUCCUCAGGGGGAGCAGGGGCGGUGGCGGGCCCCCCUGAAGGCCAUCACACUCACCCGAGAGCACAAGGCCAUCUUCCCUCAGGAGCGCCAGCGCAUCGAAAAGGCAGGCAGCUUUGUGAGUGGCGACGGGCGGCUGGCAGGCCGAAUCGAGGUGUCGCGAGCUUUUGGUGACCGCCCGUUCAAGCGGCAGGGCAUGACUGCUGUGCCAGACAUCCAAGCCUUCCAGCUGUCGUCCCGAGACGCCUUCCUGCUGCUGGCCUGCGACGGCUUCUGGGGCGUGUUCAGCCCGCAGGAUGCGGUGGACUAUGCGCGGCGGGAGCUGGGGCUGGGCAAGGGGGUCAAGCAGACGUGCAACCGGCUGAUCUAUGAGGCGAUCCGCGAGCGCAAGUGCAAGGACAACUGCACAGUGAUGCUGGUGGCCUUUGGCUGCUGA